This is a messenger RNA of Debaryomyces tyrocola, 963 nucleotides long. The record is from the annotation of a GenBank genome assembly. NCBI's taxonomy places the organism in Eukaryota, Fungi, Ascomycota, Pichiomycetes, Serinales, Debaryomycetaceae.
AUGGAUAGGAAGCGGCCCCAAGCUUAUGAUAGGCUAUCCAAAGGCUAUGAGAAUCAUGCGGUCAAUAAACUUCAAUCAAAUAGAGUUUUGCAGAAUAAUUCACCAGAUAUAGGACAUACGAAUAACAACAGACGAUCUUUAUACCAGGAAAAGGAAAGAAAGAAUAUUAAGAAAUCAUUGAAAAUUUUAUUAGCAUUAGAGGAGAGUGUUGAUAGUUCUACCAAGUUGAAUCAGUUCCAGAAAGCGCAAAUGAACAAUAUGUUAUUAUCAGUCCAAAGUUUGGUUCAGUCUUUAUCUAUACAAUACUCUGAUGUGGAAAUACCUGAUCAUGCAUACCGAAAAUUAACUACGUUAGUUGAAAGCGUCGAAAAUCUAAUUUACAGUAUCAUAGAUGAUAAUAACACGGACCAAACCAAAAUUGGGAUUUUCGAAGAUAGAAUCACAAAUUUAUCACCGUCAAUAUCAAGUAGAUCGAUAGGAGGAAAUUACGAAGAUGAGUUGAUAGAACGAACUAACAAUUUCCAUAUUAACGGGUCAUAUAGUAGUGCUUAUUACGACAAUGAUAUGCUGAAGAAAAGUGAUGAUGAAGACAGCGAAUUUGAUGAUGAAGAAGUUAGCCAUCUUAAUGAUCGAUUCUCUAAUGAUCCGGCAGACAGAUAUAGAGAAUCGUAUAGAACGCCCUCCGGUAUACAUAAUGGAAUUAGACCCCCCAGAUCAUCACAAGUCAAUGGUACUGUUAAUCCAACGUCUUCAUUCAUAACCCCUACAAGAUCAACGAUGCAAAAUAAUUCUAAAGGGCGUAUUGAGCAUGGAUCACUCAACCCCGGUCAAUAUGAAAGCAUAUAUAGAAGGUCUCAUACUCCAUUCAACCGUGGAGGAUUCAAUGGUAGAAUGAAGGAUCCAAGUUUGUAUGACGGUAAAAAACUGCUGAUAUCUCAGGACGUGACUGGUUCUUUCAACUAA